Molecule: messenger RNA, 2960 nt
Organism: Gastrolobium bilobum
Lineage: Eukaryota; Viridiplantae; Streptophyta; Magnoliopsida; Fabales; Fabaceae
Product: E3 ubiquitin-protein ligase COP1
Exons: 13
Coding region: 71-2101 (676 amino acids)
Biological process (GO): proteasome-mediated ubiquitin-dependent protein catabolic process
Molecular function (GO): protein binding; ubiquitin protein ligase activity
Source: RefSeq, a predicted model, not a curated record
AAAAGAAAAUCAAACAAACACUCUCUCUUUCUCUUUACAGAAUCCCAAACUCAGAAAACCCCUCCUCACUAUGGAAGAGCUCUCAGCGGGGCCUCUCGUCCCCGCCGUCAAACCUGAUCUUUCUAAACCCUCCGCCGUCGACACUGACACCACUUUCGCCCCCGAAACCUCCGGUGAUGGUGUUCCGGCAGUUGUGUCGGAGCCGGACAAGGACUUCCUGUGCCCGAUUUGCAUGCAGAUCAUCAAGGACGCGUUUCUAACGGCUUGCGGCCACAGCUUCUGCUACAUGUGCAUCAUCACUCACCUCCGCAACAAGAGCGAUUGCCCUUGCUGCGGCCAUUUCCUCACCAACAGCAACUUGUUCCCUAACUUCUUGCUCGAUAAACUACUAAAAAAGACAUCUGCUCGUCAAAUGUCAAAAACUGCCUCCCCAGUGGAACAUUUCCGGCAGGCAUUACAAAAGCAGGGCUGUGAAGUGACAAUUAAGGAUCUAGACACCCUUUUGUCAGUCCUUGCUGAAAAGAAAAGAAAAAUGGAACAAGAAGAAGCUGAGAGAAAUAUGCAAAUAUUGUUAGACUUCUUGCAUUGCUUACGCAAGCAAAAGGUUGAUGAAUUGAAGGAGGUGCAAACUGAUCUCCAGUUUAUAAAAGAGGACAUUAGUGCUGUGGAGAAACAUAGAAUGGACUUGUAUCAUGCACGUGACAGGUACUCUGUGAAAUUGCGGAUGCUUGAUGAUUCUGGUGGAAGAAAAUCAUGGCAUUCAUCAAUGGACAAGAAAAGCAGUGGCCUGAUAUCUGGUCCUCUAAAUCCUCGGGGAGGGUUGUCAUCAGGGAGCCUUAAUAAGAAAAAAGAUGGAAAAUCCCAAAUCAGCUCUCUUGUGCAUGGAGUCCAGAGAAAAGAGACCAUCAGUGGAUCAGAUUCACAAUAUAUAAAUCAAUCGGGUCUUGCUCUAGUUAGAAAGAAGAGAGUGCAUACACAGUUCAAUGAUCUACAAGAAUGUUACCUUCAAAAGCGACGACAUGCAGCAGAUAAGUCCCAUAGCCAACAAGAAAGAGAUACAAAUCUCAUUAGUCGAGAAGGUUACAGUUCUGGUCUUGAAGAUUUUCAGUCAGUCUUGACAACUUUUACACGCUACAGUCGAUUGAGGCCCAUUGCAGAACUAAGGCAUGGGGAUAUAUUUCAUUCAGCUAACAUAGUGUCAAGCAUAGAGUUUGACCGCGAUGAUGAUUUGUUUGCUACUGCCGGAGUUUCCCGGCGCAUUAAAGUUUUUGACUUUUCUGCGGUUGUGAAUGAACCUGCAGAUGCGCAUUGUCCUGUUGUGGAAAUGUCUACACGUUCAAAACUUAGUUGCUUGAGUUGGAAUAAAUUUUCUAAGAACCAAAUUGCUAGUAGUGAUUAUGAAGGAAUUGUGACCGUUUGGGAUGUAACCACUCGGAAGAGUUUAAUGGAAUAUGAAGAGCAUGAAAAACGUGCAUGGAGUGUUGAUUUUUCAAGAACUGAUCCCUCUAUGCUUGUUUCUGGUAGUGAUGACUGUAAGGUCAAAGUUUGGUGCACAAAGCAGGAGGCCAGUGUCCUAAAUAUAGACAUGAAAGCAAACAUAUGUUGUGUCAAGUAUAAUCCUGGAUCGGGCAAUUAUAUUGCAGUUGGGUCAGCAGACCAUCACAUCCAUUAUUAUGAUUUGAGAAAUAUUAGUCGUCCAGUCCAUGUUUUCAGUGGGCACAGGAAGGCUGUUUCGUACGUGAAAUUUUUGUCUACAGAUGAACUUGCAUCUGCGUCAACAGAUAGUACACUGCGACUAUGGGAUGUGAAGGAAAACUUAGCAGUUCGUACUUUCAGAGGACACACAAACGAGAAAAACUUUGUUGGCCUUACAGUAAGUAAUGAAUUCAUUGCAUGUGGGAGUGAAACAAACGAAGUAUUUGUCUACCACAAGGAAAUCUCAAAGCCUGUGACUUGGCAUGGAUUUGGUUCCCCUGAUAUGGAUGAUGGUGAGGAUGAGGGAUCUUACUUCAUCAGCGCUGUAUGCUGGAAGAGUGAUCGCCCCACUAUACUAACUGCAAAUAGUCAAGGCACCAUCAAAGUGCUGGUGCUUGCAACUUGAAUAUAACCCAAAAAUGAAGAGAUUGUUGACUUGGUAUUAUCUUUUUCUUUGCUAUCGAUUCUACCAUUUCUUAAUUGUACAUAGUAUUUAAGUGUAUAUGCCAUAUGGUAGGUUUUAGAGAUCUUAAUGUAGUGAAGAAUUAAUUGAGGACGUAAACUUUUUUAUGAUAAAUCAAUUAAGGGACUGGACUCUAAUUUUUACCAAUUAAGGACCUCCACUUAUUAAAAAAGAAGAAGAGUAAAGUCUUUUUUGGGUCUCUAACAAAAAAUAUGAUUCCCACUUUCAUCCCUUAUAAAAUAAAAGUCAACUUUUGGUCUCUAUAUAAUUUCAGUUCUUUGAAAAUAUAGUCCUUCAGAAAUUCAAUGAAGAUUCAAUUUAAUCCCUAAAAAAUGAUUAAUAUGAGUACUUUUUUGUAAGGGACUAAAGUGAAAAUUGUAUUUUUUGUUAGAGACUCAAAAAAGACUUUACUCAAAAAAAUAUUAUCAAUAAAAAUAUUAAAAAGAAAAAAAAGUCUAUUUUGGCAUAUGGUAACAAUUAAUAACUUGAUCAAAACCUAUGGUGUAUAUGACAGAUUUUCCUUUUUAAUUGAUAGAUGUUAUAAAGAUAAUUUAUAAUUAAAAUUGAGGUCCUUAAUUGAUUGUCGAAGAAAGGUUUUUAAUUAAUAAUUCUUGAAGUCGAAGUCCUUAAUUGGUUAUCACUUUGAAGUUAAUGUCCUUCGAGAGCACUAUUGUAUGAGGUUAGGCUUUCAAUUGUCACUUCAAAGGAAGCACUGGCUAUUGCGACUGCAAGUGUCUAAUUUUGUUGACCUUUUUUGGUAGCUAUUGCUAACUUAAAUAGUUAAAUAUAAUGCCCUCGUGCU